This is a messenger RNA of Mercurialis annua (annual mercury), 2574 nucleotides long. Its product is annotated as protein ACTIVITY OF BC1 COMPLEX KINASE 1, chloroplastic. The record is from RefSeq and is a predicted model, not a curated record. Lineage: Eukaryota; Viridiplantae; Streptophyta; Magnoliopsida; Malpighiales; Euphorbiaceae. The transcript is spliced from 14 exons. Gene Ontology annotation, biological process: protein phosphorylation. Bases 217 to 2226 code for a protein of 669 amino acids. Gene Ontology annotation, molecular function: protein kinase activity; ATP binding.
CACUGGCCACUAAUAACUCCCAAGCAACAGCCGUAGAAGCAGACCCGUCACUCACAUCGCAUGAUCUUUAUCCACAUCUCAAAUUAUAUGUGGUCUGCUCAUCAUAUCAUUCCCUUCGCAUGAUCACCCCAUUAUUAUUUCACUAACCAACUCUCCCUCCCCAAUUAAUUCAUUUUUUCCUCUACAACUCACACCGUCAAUUCUCCAUCCAUUAAUAUGGAUUUAAUCCAUCCGAAUUGCAUAAACACUCCGUCUUUUUCCGCUAAGAAUCACAGACUCCUCCGCUCAAUCCUUCAAACUAAAUCAAACGAUAGAUUUUCAUCUAUCGCGCCGGCCGCGGCGGCGGCUUCAUCGUCGCCUCAAAAUUCAAGAAAUGGAACGCUUACGACCAGCCGGAGAAUCAGAACUACUUCAGAGUUGGUCGGCAAGUCUAGCGACGCCAUGGAGCAGCUCGACAUUGAACGCGGCGUUUGCGUUCCUUUUCGCAAGUACACUCCCCAGACUGUGAGGAAUAAGGUGUUGGAAACUAGAGGAACUACACUGUCGCUAAUGCUGCGCGGAGUUGAAAUAGUAUGGAAUUUGGGAUUCUACUGGUCUUCUUUGGUGUAUGAUUACUUGGUUGGAAGGGAUAAAGAAGUGGUUCCGUAUCGUGCGCGUCAGCUUAGAAACCUUCUGUGUGAUUUAGGCCCUUCAUUCAUCAAAGCUGGCCAGGUUCUUGCUAACAGGCCUGAUAUCAUUCGAGAAGAUUACAUGAGUGAGCUGUGUAUUCUUCAAGAUGAUGUUCCUCCUUUCCCUAACGAGGUGGCUUUCAAGAUUAUAGAAGAGGAUUUAGGCCAACCACUUGAAGCUGUUUUCAGUCAAAUUUCAUCACAAACAAUUGCAGCUGCAAGUUUGGGUCAAGUUUACCGGGCUACUUUGCUUGACACUGGAGAGGAUGUUGCAAUUAAGGUGCUAAGGCCGGAGAUAGAGCCUAUAAUCUACAGGGAUCUUUUUCUUUUCAGGACUCUCGCUUCGUUCCUAAAUGGCAUCAGUUUACAGAAACUAGGAUGUAAUGCUGAACUGAUAGUUGAUGAAUUUGGAGAAAAACUAUUGGAGGAGUUGGAUUACACCUUGGAAGCCCGGAAUAUUGAAGAUUUUCUGGAAAACUUCAAAGAUGAUCCUACUGUUAAAAUUCCCCGGGUUUACAAAAAGCUAUGCGGUUCACGUGUUAUAGUAAUGGAAUGGAUAGAUGGUAUUCGGUGCACAAACCCAAAGGCAAUAAAGGAAGCUGGCAUUGACGUAGAUGGAUUUUUAACUGUUGGUGUGAGUGCUGCUUUACGGCAAUUGCUAGAAUUUGGGUUGUUCCAUGGAGAUCCGCAUCCUGGAAAUAUUUUUGCUAUGCAAGAUGGACGUAUUGCAUAUGUGGACUUUGGGAAUGUUGCUGUGCUCAGCCAGCAAAAUAAGCAGAUACUAAUAGAUGCUGUUGUGCAUGCUGUAAAUGAAGACUACGCUGAAAUGGCAAAUGAUUUCACCAGGCUUGGAUUCUUGGCUCGGGGAACUGAUGUCUCUCCUAUCGUUCCUGCCUUGGAAGCCAUUUGGCAGAACUCAGCUGGGAAAGGACUUUCUGACUUUAAUUUUAGAAGUGUUACAGGGAAGUUCAACCAGUUGGUUUACAAUUACCCCAUCCGUAUACCAGAGAGAUUUUCUCUAGUUAUUCGUUCUUUAUUGACUCAAGAGGGUAUUUGUUUCACCUUGAAGCCGGAUUUUAAGUUUCUCGAGGUCGCAUACCCAUAUGUGGCGAAGCGUCUAUUGACAGACCCAAAUCCAGCUCUACGUGAACGCCUCAUACAGGUUCUGUUUAAAGACAGUGUUUUCCAAUGGAAACGGCUUGAGAACCUCAUUGUUCUUGCAAAGGAAAAUGUAACCAAGAUGAGCAGCAAUCCAGCUUUGCAAGUGAAGAACACGCAAAAUUCAAGAAACGGGCAAGCACAAAGGAAGCUAGAUCUGACCGACACUAUCAGAGACGGAGCUCGUCUUUUCUUUGUUGAUGAAGGUAUUCGUAGACAACUGCUUUUGGCUCUCACCGAGGAUUCAAAGCUUCACAUUGAAGAGCUUGUAGAUGUUUAUAGACUGGUUGAAGAUCAAAUAGACAUGCCCUCAGUUGCGGUAGAAGUUGCACGGGACAUUCCAAAUGUUAUCCGGGAUUUCAUGCUUUCAUGGAGCGACAAGGUGUUGUAUGACAGGUGAAGGGCAAUGAGAGCUCGGUGAGGCAUCAUGUAAAGAAUAUAGAUGCCAAAAGCAGCAGGCUUCACGGUUUUGCAGAGUCUGUAUAGAAAGAACACACAGGGAAAAGGGUGCAGUAUAGAAGCAACAGGAAAUAACAUUUGUAUUUUGUAGUCUAUUAUAAUUUCUCAGCAUUUGUAUAGUAAAUGCUUUGCCUGUUGAGAUUCAAUUACCUUUUUUGCGGGAUUUGUAAUCUGAGCCUAAAUAUCUUCAGCACAUCACUCUUUUGCUUGUAUAAUAUAUACAGUGUAGUUUAUUUUGCAAAUUGAAUUAAAUUGAGGUAGUGAAGUAAAACUUCAAUUAUUGAUUUUA